AUGAUUCGGCUGGCAACGGAGCAGAUGGGGCGCAUGUCACCGGAGGACAUGCGGCAGGCAGCGGAGCAGAUGAAGCACCUCAGCCCCCACCAGAUCGCCUCCGCCAUGGGCAGCGCCGGUGCGGGCGGGGGGAUCCCAGGAGCAGCAGCAGCGGGAGGAGGGGGAGGAGGAGGGGUAGGAGGAGGACCUGCAGCAGGGGGGUUGCCGGAUGUGGCGUCAUAUAUGAGUCAGAGGCAGCAGUACGAGCUGAACGCUGCAACGAUGCUCAAGAACGAGGUUAGUGGCUCUCUAGCAGCAGGAGGAGUGGGAGGGGGAGUGGUAGGAGGAGCAGCAGGGGGGUUGCCGGACGUGGCAUCGUAUAUGAGCCAGCGGCAGCAGUACGAGCUGAACGCUGCAACGAUGCUCAAGAACGAGGGUAAUAAGCUCCAUGGGAUGGGAAAGUACUCGGAAGCUGCAGAGAAGUAUAACCGGGCACGGGACAACCUUGCUAUGCAUUCCUCCCCAGCAGCGGUGUCCCUGCGGCGCACGUGUGCAGUCAACCUCAUGUCCUGCCACCUCAAGACCAACGCCUUUGCCCAUGCUGUCGCUGUUGGCACUCAGGUGAUUUCUGAAGAUGGGUCUAGCCUCAAGGCGCUGUACAGACGAGGAUUGGCUUACAAGGAGCUCGGGCAGCUGAAAGAGGCUGUAGCAGACCUGUCCAAAGCGGCUCAGAUCUCACCGGAUGAUGAAACGCUAGCAGGCGUGCUCAGAGAAACCAAAGCAGCACUGGAUACCACGAAGAAGAAAGGUAUGCUGAUGAGGGAGAUGGUGCUCCUGCAACCUCCCCUGCUGCCUCUCCUGCUGCCCGGCCCAAACCCUGCUCCUUCUGUUCUCCUGCCGUCUUACCUCCCCGCCCGUCCUUCCCCCGCUGCUGCAGUUUCUCUGGAGGACAUAGAUGAGGGAGACGAUGCCCUUGCUGCCUCUCCUUCUGCUCGGCCCACUGAUUUGCAGCAGAACAUGCAAGAUCCCCCUUACCACACCCUGCUCCUUGCUUUGAGACGUCUCAAAACUUACCACACCCUGCUCCUUGCGUUCUCCCGCCUGUCCUUCCCCGCCCUCCCUUCUCCUGCUGCUGCAGUUUCUCUGGAGGACAUUGAUGAGGGCGACAAUGCUCCUGCUGCCUCCCAUGCUGCUCGAACUCCCUCCCCACACCCUGCUGCUUGCUUUCUCCCGCCUUCUUGCCCCCCCGCCCAUCCUUCCCCUGCCUGCUGCAGUGUCUCUGGAGGACAUACUCGCACCACUUCCCUGCCCCCCAUUUCCUUCCUUUCCCCCAGCAACAUGCAGGCGAUGAUGACGAGCAUGGAUCCAGCAGCAGUGGCAGCGCUGAGUGGCGGCGCCCUAUCCCCCGAAAUGGCCCGCACUGCAGCACAGCUCGUCGGCUCCAUGUCUCCAGAAGACCUGCAAAAGAUGAUGCGCCUUGCUUCUACUUUUAGCCAAGCCGGGGGUGGGGUUGCUGGGGGGACGGGGAGCGGGGGUGUAGGGGGAACGGGGGGAACAGGGGGCGCAGUGGGAGCAGGGGUGGCUGGGGAAAGGGGGGCAGGAAGGGCAGUGGGUUGUGUUGGUAGCAGCGGUGGCAGCAGUGGCAGCAGAGGCAGCAGCAGCAAUGAUUCCGAUCCUGUACUGACUCCUGCAACUGGGAGUGCGAGCAGCAGAAGCACGGGCAGUGCUGCUCCUGCUGCUACUUCUGCUGUUACAGAGACCACCUAUGGCAUGCCUCCAGGAUUUGGAAGAGGAGUGGAGGCAGCAGGGGGAGCAGCAGGAGGGGGGGAGUUCAGUGGAGGGGGGAUGCCGGCGCCAGGUGUCGGCGGGGGAUUGGACCCGAUGCAGCUGCAGGAGCGCCUGCUGAACGACCCUUCCACUGUGAAGCUGAUGAGCGACAUGAUGCAGCAGCUUAGCGCAGAGGACAUCGCAGCCAUGAGCUCACGCAUGGGACAGAGCAUAUCGGUGGAGCAGGCAGAGCAGGCCAAGCGCAUGAUGCAGGGGCUGGGCCCUGAGCGGCUGCCAACGGUGGUAAGUGGUGGAAAGGAGUGGGGAUCGUUCCAUGCGUGUCUGACUCUAGAUGGAUGGGAAGUGCGCAUGGCGCAGAGCAUGUGGGUGGAGUGA
This is a messenger RNA of Closterium sp. Naga37s-1, 2142 nucleotides long. NCBI's taxonomy places the organism in Eukaryota, Viridiplantae, Streptophyta, Zygnematophyceae, Desmidiales, Closteriaceae. The record is from the annotation of a GenBank genome assembly.